This is a messenger RNA of Pediculus humanus corporis (human body louse), 1665 nucleotides long. RefSeq names its product Ribulokinase, putative. Gene Ontology annotation, molecular function: phosphotransferase activity, alcohol group as acceptor; kinase activity. Gene Ontology annotation, biological process: carbohydrate metabolic process. The transcript has 10 exons. The record is from RefSeq and is a predicted model, not a curated record. Lineage: Eukaryota; Metazoa; Arthropoda; Insecta; Psocodea; Pediculidae. Bases 1 to 1665 code for a protein of 554 amino acids.
AUGCCGGUUGUAAUGACGGAACGUUAUUACAUUGGAAUUGACGUUGGUACAGGAAGCGUGAGAGCAGCUUUGGUUCGUCCUAAUGGUGAUAUUUUACAAACGGCAACUUCUUCAAUAAAAACAUGGAAUCCUCAACAAGAUUAUUACGAACAAUCUUCCGAAGAUAUUUGGAAAAGUUGCAUUCAAGUCGUUAAGGCAGUUACAAAGUCUAUUGACCCUUCUUUAAUUAAAGGAAUCGGGUUCGAUGCAACUUGUUCUUUAGUUUGUAUUGGAAACGAUAAUAAACCACUGACGGUGAGCCCCACAGGUGCCAACGAACAAAAUAUAAUUUUAUGGAUGGAUCACAGAGCAAAAUCCGAAGCAGAAUUUAUAAACAAACAUAAAUUGGAAGUAUUAAAAUAUGUCGGUGGAAAAAUAUCACCCGAAAUGCAAACACCUAAAUUAAUGUGGCUGAAAAAAAAUCUUAAAUCCACUUGGACACAAUCGAAAUAUUUUUUUGAUCUUGUUGAUUUUUUAACUUGGAAAGCAACAGGCGAUCAUUCUAGGUCAUUGUGUACGGUGGUUUGUAAGUGGACUUACAUUGCAGAUGAAAAUGAAAGGAAAGGUUGGGAUAAAAAUUAUUUUUCAUUGAUUGGCCUGGAAGAUUUAUUAAAUGAUGAAGCCAUUAAAAUAGGAAAACACGUUAAAAAUCCGGGAGAAACUUGCGGAUUCGGUUUAAAUACACUGGCUGCUAAAGAUUUUGGACUCAUACCUGGAACUUGCGUGGCAGCUGGCCUCAUAGAUGCACAUGCUGGUGGAUUAGGAUUACUAACAGCAGUAGCUCCAGGAAUAUCUUCUUCCUUUGAAACAAAACUCGGUUUAAUUUGUGGAACUUCAACGUGCCACAUGGCAUUAAAUCGAUUCCCGAAAAUGAUUCCCGGCGUUUGGGGCCCAUACUUCAGUGCAAUGAUUCCAAAUAUUUAUUUAAACGAAGCCGGUCAAAGUGCGACAGGAAAAUUGAUUGAUUUUUUAAUAAAAAGUCAUCCGGCAUUUCCAUCAAUACAAGAAAACAAUAUAAAUGAAAACACGGAAAUCUACGAUUAUUUAAAUAAAUUACUCAGUGAGAUGGCUGUUGCAAAAAAACUUCCAUCUCUGUCUAGACUAACAACCAAGGUUCACGUUUGGCCUGAUUUUCAUGGUAAUCGUUCACCGAUUGCGGAUCCUUCUAUUUUAGGAAUGAUGUCAGGGCUUAGUUUAUCUACUGAUAAGGAAGAUCUUGCUGUAAAAUAUUUGGCUACAAUACAAGCACUGGCUUAUGGUACAAAACUAAUCCUAGAAACCUUUCAUUCUCACGGGUACGAUAAAUUUUCAACGAUUUCAAUGUGCGGUGGCCUCAGUAAAAAUGAACUUUUUGCUCAAACUCACGCUGAUGUUAUCGGUUUACCGGUUUUAUUACCAAAAUCCCAAGAACCGGUACUUUUAGGUGCAGCAAUGUUGGGUGCCGUGGCAGCAGAAGAAUGGAAAGGAGUGCAACAAGCUAUUAAUAACAUGACGGGAUCAUCUUACGUGUAUCAACCAUCCAAAUUAGACGAACAGUUUCAUUUGAAAAAAUAUAAAGUCUUUUUAAAAAUGGUACAAGAUCAAAAAUCUUAUGACGCACUAAUGGAAGAUGACACGAAACUUUAA